Messenger RNA from Chaetomium globosum CBS 148.51, 246 nucleotides. RefSeq lists its product as uncharacterized. The record is from RefSeq and is a predicted model, not a curated record. The transcript has a single exon. NCBI's taxonomy places the organism in Eukaryota, Fungi, Ascomycota, Sordariomycetes, Sordariales, Chaetomiaceae. Bases 1 to 246 code for a protein of 81 amino acids.
AUGGAGAAGGAAAGCGCGAAGAGACGAGGGGCCCCAUGGAGUCGAAGGGGGCAACGAGCAGGAGCGAUGGGGGCGCUGGAGACCGGUCCUACCGAAAGUGGAGGUUCCGAAUUCAUGGUUGCGCCUUCCACUCGACGGCGACGGACCCUGACGAGCCCGACUUCGUUGGGAGCCUCCAUCGUCAAACUGUCGACCCUGGAUCUGCGCAUCACGGCAGUUGCAGCUUGUCACCGGAAAGGCCCGUAA